Prorocentrum cordatum is the source of this 928-nucleotide messenger RNA. Lineage: Eukaryota; Dinophyceae; Prorocentrales; Prorocentraceae. The record is from the annotation of a GenBank genome assembly.
AUGGGCAGGAGGCCUCGCCGGGCGCCCGGCCUCUCUGCCAGCCGGUUCGCGCCAGACUGCGCGGCAGACUGGGGCGACCUCUCCUGGAAGACGUCGGACAAGGCCUCCUCCUCUGGAGCCCAGCCCAGCCCGGGCUCCGCGGGCACCGACGACUGGGAGUGCGACGACUCGGGGGGGGACAUCGGCGAGGUGCUCGCCUCGCCCCACCGGCCCGCCUCGGUCGCCAGCCAGGCGCCCGUGGGCCAGGACCCGAGUUCGAGCUCUCGGCUGCGGAUCUCACGCUCGAAGAGGUGGUGGGCGUGGGCUGCACCGCAGAGGUCUUCAAAGCUUACUGGCGCGGCAAGGUGGUCGCCGCGAAGGAGAGUGAUGAGGGAUACUUCGGACAUCGGCCACAGCGAGAGGGUGGCUUUCCACAGGGAGGUCAACGUGCUGGCCAAGGCCCAGCAUCCCAACCUCGUCAGGCUGCUCUGCGUGUGCUUCCGGGCUCGGCCGUGGAGGAUCGUCACCGAGUUCUGCGCGGGCGGCAACGUCUUCCAGCUCUUGCAUGUAGACAACGUCGACCUCACGUGGGGCCAGAGGGUCAAGAUGCUCACGGACGUGGCCGCCGGUAUGGACUCCGACUACCUCCACUGGUUCCCUCCGCCGAUCAUCCACAGGGACCUGAAGUCGCUCAACCUGCUCCUGACCGAGGCCGUCCGGUCGCCCGAGGACCCCGUCACCGUCAAGGUGUCGGACUUCGGCCUCGCGAGGACGAAGCCGGCGGACAGCGGCCAGUGCAGGACCGAUGACCCCAUGCGCGGGCACACUGAAUUGGAUGGCGCCCGAGGUCCUCAUGGGGCAUUACUACGACGAGAGGGCAGACGUGUACUCAUACGCCAUGGUGCUGUUCGAGAUUAUCAAUUCCGAGAUCCCCUUCGAAGACGAGGAC